GCGAUCGACAGCGCAACAGCGGCCGGCACGACUUCAUCCACCUCACUUCAACUCAGGUGAGCGCCGACGUAUUCCCAAAUCGGUGGUCAGUGGAGUCAGCUCGCGCCUUCCUACUGAUAGUGGUGUGUUGCGACCCCGCGCAGUCACAACACGGACGGUACGGUACGCGACUGCUGGUCCGCCGCUGCCGCCCGCCAGCGCCACCACAGUAGCGCUACUUUCAUUCUCGCCGCAUGUCGCCCCCUUAAAAUCACAACCACAACUCAACACUCCACACCGGGUCAAUGAGUGGGGACGCAGAAUAUAUCUCGACAAACUUCAACAUGAGGAAUAAUGUAAAGCCAUCGUUUUGGGGCCAGCGAACAAAGCUGGAGAAAAGAUUAAUGCUAGUAGCGGGUCUGGCUACAGUGUUGGCUGUAGCGUUCCUGGCCGCUUUUGUAGCCAGUUUGAUCAUGCGCACCAAUGCUGACGUCAAUGACAUACCACAAACAAGCGAACUGAGAUUGUCUUCGUCUAUGCCGCCAGCUGUAGUAGCCAAAGACACAGAUGCAAAAAUAUGCAACUCCCCUGGCUGCAUACACACAGCAUCUAAACUGCUUCAAAAUAUGGACGACAAAACUGACCCUUGCGACGAUUUCUACGGUUUUGCUUGUGGUUCAUUUGUAAAGAACACUCGCAUACCAGACGACAAAACAUCAGUCAAUACCUUCUCUAUCAUAACUGACCAGCUACAGGAGCAGAUCAGAGCUUUGUUGGACGAGCCAAUCAUGGCUGGGGAACCGAGGCCUUUCGUGCUUGCCAAAACAUUAUACCAGGCCUGCAUGAAUAGAACUGCUAUAGAGAGUCGAGGUGUCCAACCUUUGCUGGACAUGCUACGGAACCUUGGUGGGUGGCCGGUCCUGGAUGGGGAGUCAUGGAACGACCGCUCAUUCUCAUGGGAGCAGUCAGUAUACAAGUUCCGUGCUGCAGGUUACUCCGUCGAUUAUUUCCUCGAUUUCUCCAUCAGUGUUGACGUCAAGAACUCAACGAAAAGAACCAUCGAUCUGGAUCAAGCCUCCCUGGGCCUGAGUAGGGAGUAUUUAAAUCGUGGCUUCAGCGACAAAUUGGUGCUAGCCUAUUAUGAGUACAUGGUGGAUAUCGCAACUCUUUUGGGAGCUGAUCGCACCCGUGCCGAAGUGGAACUCAAGGAGUCGUUAGAGUUCGAAAUGAAACUAGCAAACAUCUCGUUGCCAUUGGAGAAACGUCGCAACGCAACCAGUCUCUACAACCCGAUGACCAUCACACAGCUGCAGGAGAAGUUCCCCAAGAUCCCGUGGUUGGAGUACAUCAACCGUCUGCUGGCUCCACAUGUUACAGUGACCCCAGAUGAAAUUGCUAUAGUCAGCGUACCCAAAUACAUCACUGAUCUUGAGAUUCUGCUCGAGAAGACACCGGCGCGUGUUCAAGCAAACUACGUGAUGUGGCGUGUGGCCGGCGCUUCAGUGUCGUAUCUGACUGAUGAACUUCGCCGCAGACAACUGCAGUAUAUCACUGCACUGUCAGGGAAGACUGAACGCGAGAGCAGGUGGAAGGAGUGCGCUGAUACAGCAAGUGUCAGUAUGUCUAUAGCUGUGGGAGCACUGUACAUAAGAAAAUAUUUCAACGAAAAGUCCAAAGCUAAUGCCCUAGAAAUGGUUAAUGAUAUCAGACAACAGUUCCGCAAGACGCUAACAGAAGUGGAAUGGAUGGAUAAGAAGACUCGUCAAGAAGCCUUGGAGAAAGCAGAUGCUAUGGAGUCUCAUAUCGCAUACCCGAGCGAAAUGCUUGAUGACAACAAAUUGACAGAAUUCUAUGAUAGCCUGGAGAUGUCAUCUGAUAAACUUAUGGAGUCCGUUUUGAACCUAACACUCUUCGGUACCGAGUUCUUGUUCAGUAAAUUGAGAGAACCCGUAAAUAAAACUGACUGGAUCACUCAUGGCCGCCCAGCUAUUGUAAACGCAUUCUAUUCUUCAAUUGAAAACAGUAUCCAAUUCCCUGCUGGUAUAUUGCAAGGUGCUUUCUUCUCUGCAAAACGUCCGGCAUAUAUGAACUACGGCGCUAUUGGAUUCGUUAUUGGACACGAAAUCACACAUGGUUUCGAUGACCAGGGUCGACAAUUUGACAAAAAUGGCAAUUUGGUUGAUUGGUGGCAAGAAAUGACGAAACAGAAGUAUCUGGAGAAGGCUAAAUGCAUCAUAGACCAAUACUCGAACUACACCGUUAAAGAAGUUGGAAUGAAGUUAAAUGGCGUCAACACGCAAGGUGAGAACAUAGCCGAUAAUGGUGGCAUCAAAGAAGCCUACUACGCAUAUCAAGCGUGGACACAAAGGCACGGCGAAGAAUCACGUCUGCCCGGUUUAGAGAAAUUUUCACCAAGACAGUUGUUCUGGCUGAGUGCUGCCAAUACAUGGUGCUCGGUGUACCGGAACGAAGCUAUCAAGCUGCGCAUUACCACUGGUUUCCAUGCGCCUGGUCGCUUCCGCGUCGUUGGACCUUUAUCGAACAUGGAAGAAUUUGCGUCCGACUUCAAGUGUCCGGCCGGGUCUCCUAUGAACCCAAUUAAAAAGUGCAAAGUGUGGUAGUAUAUCUACUACGCCGCCUUCUAUUUGCCGUUCAAUUGAACUCAGUUGGCAAUCACACGCCAACGCGACCUGAGGAUGCGACGGACUUACCUGGCGAGCUAUUGACACAACUAUUCAACAACACAAAUAGUUUCCUGUUGUCAACUAAAAAAAACCACAAUGACUUCUGAGGAAAUAUUAAUUACUUACUAAAGUAUUAUUAACUAUGUUUCUGUAAUAGUGUUAAUUAUAUAUUAAUAAACAAGCCAGCUGGUAGCUCGACAGCUGAUAUUAUGCACAAAUGGUUAGUGCAUGUCUGUGAAUGUCCUUUUGAAUGUGUAGAUGUCAUCUGAUGUUUUGGUGUUGUUUAAACUUGUAAAUAAAAUAGCUGAAUUCCCUUUUACGGAAACUUUUGUAUACAUAAAUGUGACACGCCGUGAGUAUUGAAGUUCGUUUGGGGGAGAUUUUAGACUGAACACCACAUUUUUAUACGACGGGUAUACUUACAUCUCAUGUAGGUUUAAACAAUUUGUACAAUCAUACCUACUUGUUACUUGUUUUUACACAAACAUUUUGUACUUAAUUCUUGUAUUUUGUGCUAUUUAUUAUAUAUCUACCAUUGUUUUUAGAAUACAGCUUAUUGUUAAACAACGUUCAAAUAUUCACAUUUUUAAAUUUACAAAUAUAAACUAAAUAAGUAUGUAAGAAAAAAGGUAAUAAAUAAUAAUAAUAGACGGUUUUUAUACAAGGUUUAACUGAUAAUAAGAAUUAUUCGCAUCUUUUUACCUAAUUUGCCUCGGCUAAAGCCGUUUUUAAGCUUUCUAUAAAUUUUUCUAACAUCAAGAUUGCAAGUGUACUGGUCAUAAUUUUAUCAUGAAUUAAUCAUGACAUAUACAUAUUUACGUGCGUAGGAAAUUUACAAGUCAAGCCAGAUUGCACUUGUAAUUUUUCUCACGAAAGCUGUUUAAGGAAUUAAUUUACUAUUUAAAACUACGGUAAUUAAUUAUCACAACUUAAUUUCGCAUGAUAUUAUUUUUAUAGAAAUGGGAUAUUUUUUAUUCCAACUAAUAUCAAACUAAAAAAUCUGUCGUCUUCUCAUCGGUGUCACACUUCUGAAGUUUACAAAGGAAACAGAAGAAAAACCUUCAAUAAAAACCUUUCCAGGAAAUAACUCACCAAUAAAAUAUUGUACAUUGAAAGUGCAAACCAUAAAUACGUUUUCUAUUCUCAAUCUACCCGACUACGACGUGUGUUACUUAAACUUAUUGUAAUGUUAAUGUUUGAUUGUCACAAGUAUUUGAUAUUUAUUAAGCUGCGAUAAUGACUAACAGCUAACUCGCGGUUUUCAUCGUCAAAGGUCAAAGAAUCUGCUAUCGAAAAAUAUUAUCAAAAUUAAAUGUGCAAUUCUAGAGAUUAAUUGAGUUUGUAAAUACUACGAGUUAGCUGACAUUAUGAUGAAUUUAUCUGUAACUGUAAUCUCACGCCGUCUUAUAAGAGAAAAGGCAGGGAAGACAUUUUGUUAAUACCUUCUUAACAGAAAUGGCAUUUCAAGCGAAAGUUACACUACAUCUGUUCGCACCUAGACUUGCCAGUCGAUCUUUGAUCUGGCUACGCGAGUUGACCUGUAUUUUGACUGUAGUGCUUACCGCUUACAUGCUAAGACAUGUUAGU
Molecule: messenger RNA, 4250 nt
Organism: Achroia grisella
Lineage: Eukaryota; Metazoa; Arthropoda; Insecta; Lepidoptera; Pyralidae
Gene: Nep2
Product: neprilysin-2
Exons: 17
Coding region: 285-2600 (771 amino acids)
Biological process (GO): protein processing
Cellular component (GO): plasma membrane
Molecular function (GO): metalloendopeptidase activity
Source: RefSeq, a predicted model, not a curated record